GACAACAGGUGCAUACAGGUGAAGCUAGCUUUUAUAUUAAAGCUCACGCUGAUGAUUCACUUACCAUUUUGCCAGCUUUUAGGGUGCCAGAGUUAUUAAAACGUACUUUAACCCUACCAAAGGGUUAAAAUACCCUUUUGGAACACAUAUCCUUAAUCUGUAGCCGUCGUCCAACGUCUGUUGGUAGCAGUCUCAGUGAAAGUUGCUAAGCUCCGCCCUUCCUGGCCACGGGGCGGUGCCUGUUGGUUGAUUCAGCGUACACCUCGCUCACCUACAAACCGGAUUGGAUGUUUAAGUUUAAGGAUCACGUGACUUUUGCCGCGUAUUUAAAAAACUAAGCGGUUAUUGUGUAGCUGCAGUGCCGUAAAGUGUCUACAGAGGGCGCUAUUACAUGACUUCUCCUGCCUUUGCUUGCUUCAUGUGACGCUCAUCUGUCACAGUGGUGGACAAAAGCAGCACACUGGCUUCUUCAGGAAAGGCUUCCUCAAAGUUAUCAUUUGAUAACAUGUCCCUGUACCGAAAUACCGUCUGGUUCCUAAAUGGAAUACACCAUUACACAAGGAAUGGAUAUGAAGCAGCAUCGAAAAACUUUGAGCCACAGGACACGGAUGUGUCCGUUGUGGGAAGGACUUUUAUGGUCACUGGAGCCAACAGUGGAAUUGGGAAAGCGACUGCCAUGACUAUAGCCAAGAAAGGUGGAAGAGUACACAUGUUGUGUAGGGAUAAAGAUAAAGCUGAAGAGGCCAAGGAGGCGAUUAUUCUUGAAUCUGGGAAUACCGAGGUAUACAUCCAUAUUGUGGACUUGUCAGAGUCACACAAAGUCUGGCAGUUUGCUGAGGACUUCAAGAAGCAGUAUUCAUCUUUACAUGUGUUGAUAAACAAUGCAGGAUGUAUGAUACACAACAGAGAGGUGAAUGAUGAAGGCCUGGAGAAGAAUUUUGCUAUCAACACGAUGGGGAUGUAUCUUCUCACUGAGAGUCUCAUACCACUUCUAGAAAAGAGCCGGGAUCCCAGGGUGAUCACCGUGUCAUCAGGAGGCAUGCUCGUCCAGAAGCUGCAGAUUGAUGACUUACAGUCGGAGAAAGGGUACUUUGACGGUGUCAUGGUCUACGCCCAGAACAAGAGACAGCAGGUGGUGCUGACAGAACAGUGGGCCAGAGAGUACCCUGCCAUUCACUUUUCAGUCAUGCACCCUGGCUGGGUGGAUACACCAGCUGUGUCCACAUCCAUGCCUCAGUUCCACAGCAUGAUGGGAGGCAGGUUACGCACUGCAGAGCAAGGAGCAGACACGGUGCUUUGGUUGGCUUUGUCCCGAGCUGCCAGCAGAACCCAAAGUGGGCAGUUCUUUCAAGAUCGUAGGCCCGUCUCUACCCACCUCCCCCUGGCCUGGACUCGCAGCUCUACAGUGGAGAUUCUGACUUUCAUCGGUCACCUGGAGAUUCUGGCCAAAGCUGUACAGUCGCUGCCUGAUCCACAGCUCAGUAAUCCACGAGCCCCCAGCACCACUCAUGUCAUAUAAGUGUCAAUGAUUAGAACCAAUAAAAUCAGUUUCUGGGGAAUAAUACACAUCAUUUUUCAAGACUACACAAUGACUUUUAUCGUAUUAGCAUCAAGUUUAAAAUGCACAGUAUAUUAUUUCAUUCACAAAAGUGAACACAGCCCUAAUAUUUCCAUGUUAUGACAGUAUAUGGUCUAAAAAGGACAAUACUACAGAAAUUAAACUUGUAAAUGUGUUCUGGUGUUAGGGGAGCUGAGUAGGGGGCGGACAGAAAGUGUCAUAAGCGUUUCACAGUAUGGUUUUAGUUUGACAUGGAUUUAUGGCUGCAACAGUGUUUUAUUUGGGAUUAUUGUUCCUUUUUUGGCACAAUUUAAACCUGCAAUAAAAGCCUGUUGUUCCAGCAAUCAAUCACUCACACCUAGCGUCUCAAUGCCUUGUACUUGUAGGGUCCGCUCUUUUGUGAGAUACUCUAUAACAGGGGUCUCAAACACACGGCCCGCAGGCCAAAUGUGGCCCGCAGGUCACUAGUUUGAGGCCCCCGCCUUGAUAUGAAAGUUUAAUGUUAGUGCGGCCUGCACAAGUUUGAUAUGGAUGCUGUAUGGUAUCAUGUACCCAGAAAAAAAUAUUACGUUUGAUUAAUGUUCAUGUUUAAGGUUAAAUAACUGUUAAUAGUUAUCCUCCCUAUCCGUGUGGAAGUGGUAAGUUAUUGGCUUUUUAAGUUUAAAGGAAAUAACUUGGAGGCUACCGUUUAGGUCGCUAGCUCUCUAGUUUGUGAGUUAGCAUGUGUCUCAAGACCCUGCAGUUGCGCAAUAUGUUGUAAAUAAAGAGUAUAAAUGUGACUAUAGUCGUGUUUUGUCAUGUCUACAGGGCUCUAAUAAUGCUUUGUU
Molecule: messenger RNA, 2385 nt
Organism: Doryrhamphus excisus (bluestripe pipefish)
Lineage: Eukaryota; Metazoa; Chordata; Actinopteri; Syngnathiformes; Syngnathidae
Gene: dhrs12lb
Product: dehydrogenase/reductase (SDR family) member 12-like b
Source: RefSeq, a predicted model, not a curated record